AUGGCAAAGACAACGAUAUCUCCCAAAGUGAAGGAAGUCGGGAGGAUGAGGAAACCCUGCACUCUGAGUAGGGAUGUCUCUCUCUCUCUCCGUCCGCGUAGUUACGGCGUGUUGCUGUGGGAGCUGCUGACGGGCGAGGUCCCGUUCCGGGGCAUCGACACCCUGGCCGUGGCGUACGGCGUGGCCAUGAACAAACUGGCGCUGCCCGUCCCCUCCACCUGCCCCGAGCCCUUCGCACGCCUCAUGGAGGAGUGCUGGAGUGCGGACCCUCACUCCCGGCCCACCUUCUGCUGCAUCCUGGACCAGCUCACCGCCAUCGAGGAGUCGGGGUUCUUCGAGAUGCUGGCGGCCUCAUUCCACUCGCUGCAGGACGACUGGAAGGUGGAGAUCCAGGAGAUGUUCGACCAGCUCAGGACCAAGGAGAAGGAGCUGCGGUCGUGGGAGGAGGAGCUGAGCCGCGCGGCGUUGCAGCAGAAGUGCCAGGAGGAGGAGCUGAAGAGGCGCGAGCAGGAGCUGGCGGAGAGGGAGAUCCACAUCCUGGAGCGGGAGCUGAACAUCAUCAUCCACCAGCUGUACCAGGAGAAGCCGCGCGUGGAGAGCCGCCAGGGCAAGUUCCGCCGCAGCCGCCUCAAGCUGAAGGACGGCAACCGCAUCAGCCUCCCCUCAGACUUCCAGCAUAAGAUCACGGUGCAGGCGUCUCCGUGCCACGACCGGCGCCGCAGCGUCCUGGGCAGCGGGUCCAGCCCGCCGGGCAGCCCUCCUCUCCUGACACGCCUCCGCGCCAUUCAGCUCACCCCAGGGGAGGGCUGCGUGGCCUGGGGACGCGGCACGGCCUUCAUGCUGGAGGAAGAGGAGGGAGAGAGGAAGAGCUCCAGGACCACGGGCCGGACACGAGGCUCCGGACCGUACCGGGAACACAGCGCUGAUGCCAGCCUGCGGCCGGCCCACGAGUGCAGCAGGCAGCGGUCCUGCAGCGCCCCCAACCUGCGGAGGUCCCCCCGACAUAGCCCUGCCGUCCCCGGGGUCCCCAGCCUGGUGGAGCUGGAGAACGAAGACUGCUGCUUCAGCAGCGAGCCCAGCCAGUCCCCGGGCCCGUCCCGGGACCCCUCCCCGGGCCAGUCCUACCUCUGCCUCCCCUUCCAGGGCCACGGGGCCGAGGGGGACGCGGGGCCCCGGGACGGCGGCCCCGCGGCCCCGGCCGCGGAGACCACCCCCGUGAAGAGGAGCCCGGGGCGGGGCCGGCGGCCGGAGCUGGUCCUGCUGGGCUGCGGGGCGCUGCUGGCCGCCGUGGGGCUGGGCUUCAACCUGCUGGCCCUGGCCCCGCCCGAGGAGACCGCCAAGCCCGCCCGCUGGGACGGCUUCUUCCACCGGGCCGGGGGGCACCGGCAGAGCUCCAGCCGGCGGGAGAGCCCUCUGAAGACCCCCGCGGCGGUGGUGGCGGCGGUGCCUCCCCCCCCCCAGCCCGGCCUCCCCUCCUCCCUCACCCUCCUCUCGCUGUCCUCCGUCUCCGACUGCAACUCCACCCGCUCCCUGCUGCACGCCGACAGCGAGGAGCUGCUGGCCUGCCGCCCCGCCAAAGCCUCCGCCUCCGCCCGCGCCCAGGCCCCGCCCCCUCCGCCGGCCUUCCAGCCCCGCCUCAACCCGCUGGUCAACACCCACCUGGAGAGCUUCAAGCGCAACCCCCGGCAGUCGCUGACGCCCACGCACCUGCCCUCCGCCCCCAGCGCCGUCCGCUGCCUGAGACGCACGCCGUCCGACGGCGCCAUCAAGAAGAACCUCCAGCCUCUACCCGAGAGGGGCCCCUGGGACGCCCCGGGCGUGUUCCGGCCCCUGAAGGACCCCAGCCCUGAGGUGCCCCGGCUCCCCAACCCCAACCUCCUGUUCCCUCCGACCCCCCGCAGACGCUGCGCCCCGGAACGCCCCAAGACGCUGGACUUUGUGGCGCGGCCGCGGCCCUCCCCCCGGGCCCGCGGCGACGCCUUCUGGCCCGAGCAGAGGCCCAGGGCCAACGGACAGAGCCUGGCGGCCGGCGAGUCCCCGGCCCACUCCUCCAGCACCGAGACCCCGCCCACUGUUGAGUUUGGCCGGGACACGGCUGCGGCGGCGGCGGUGCCGGCCACGCCCAUGGAGGCGGCGCCCACGCCGACAACCUUCUCCCCGCGCCGGGUGAACAACAUCAACAGGAACCUCCUAGACCAGCUGGACGAGGUUCAGUGCCGAGACGGGACGGUUCCCCUGUGCCGGCCUGAACUCAGCUUCCCCAAGGCCUCCCCGUACCACCACAAGCACGGGUUCUGGUCAUAACCGGACCCGGGCUCUGUGCACACAGCCCCCCCCCCCCCCCCCCCACCCCCAUCCAGGUUCGGACCCUCCCCAGUCCACUUGUAGGAUGGUCAGGACCUGAGGGUUCUCCCACGAUGGGUCCUGUUUGUUUUGUCGGUCGGCGUGCGCCCGCUAGGUGAUGGACCACAGUGGUCCAUCAGAAUGAGCACCACUGAAUGCCGAUACACUCCUGAUUGCUGAGGUACUCCAGGUUGGGUUGGUCAGUGAUGGGGAAUUCGAUGGCGUUCCCAAAGUCAUCACAUUUAGCUUUAACAUUUUACCUCAGCAUGUGAAAGACCAGUCGACCAUCCCCUAGACAUGUAUCCUGGACUCUUCGGGGUACUUUGGUAGGAUAUUCAAAAUAUAACACAGUGCCCCUUUAUUUAAAUGCGAAUCUGGAAUUGAGGGUUCCAGCAAAAGUGUGACCUGGGUAACCUCCCCCAUCUGGUGCUUGUGUGAGUGAAUCAGCCACACUUGAUUCUGACUGCAUUACAAGAACUAAACAAUGACAGUAGUCCCACCUACAGACACCAUUUGGCCAAGUUGUAUAAAAAGUUAUUUUCCUGGAAUUAGUGAAUGUUUAAUGAAUGGGAAAUUAGUGAUAAUGGCAUUUAAAACACUGAUAAGCUUUACAUAUCUCUCUCCUCGUUUAAGUUCCUGUUUGAGAUUGUGCAUUUUAUAAGUGCACUUUUGAAAAAGCAUUAUGAUUGUAAAGCUUACAUUUUAACCGUUUUUGUGGUUAUUUUCAAUUGCAAAACAAAUUCACUUUAUUUACUUGAAUGGUCUCUUAAACUGUCAUUCCAUUGGUUGGCAGCCAACGUGUUCACUAGUGUGUCCUGUACAAGUCUUUUUGUAUUGAUGAGCUGUCACCGCGAUCACCUCCGAUCAAUACCCCCAUGUGAGGGAUAUUGUUUCACAAACACAAGCACCUUUUUUUUUGCGUCGAUCGUCAUACGAGCUAUGUUGCGACGCUCUGACGAGCGCUAGGCUAGAGAACGGGAUUCUUCGGCCUCAUGUACUGUUAAACCACGCGGCCCACUAGGUAUUACCACCGUGAAGUGAGGCUGUGCUAUGGACGGACUGACUGCAUGGGCCUCAGUGGGUCUUCGUGAACCAGGUCUUUGCGGUGAGUGCACACCGGUAUCUUUCUGAGUAUUUAAUUUUGUAAUAUUGACAUUUGUUUAUUUAUAUAUUGAUUGAUUUCUUAAUGAAAUGAUGUACUGUAUGUGUGUUUUUUAUUUAUUCAAGGUUAUUUAUUUAUUCAUGUAUCCUUUUGUAAUUCAUUACAUGUGUUAUGUAUAUUUUAUACGGGGGUGGGGCUUCACAACGCAAUUAAUUGUUUGCAAUAACCCUAACGUCAAAACUCGACCGCAAACACUAUUACACUGUCACUUUUUGUUCAAAUUAUAAUUUUCUCACCUUUUCUAAAUAAUUCCCUCUUGGAUCAAUCAAUUAAUCUCGAUCUUUUUAUCCACAGACUAAAUCGUUUAAGUUUGAUGGAAACAACAAUUAAGGAACGUGAAAUAAAAGGUGUACCGGGAUAAAGCCAACUGGCACACCUUUUAAGGUUCACAUUUAUUUGCCCCAACACUCACAUCCACGUUGUCCCUCCUCUGUGACAUCCUGUCAGCUGACCGGUCCGGUAUGACACGAUGUUUGAGAAAUACAACCGGUCAAAUAAAGUCAGAAUCAUCUGCAAACAAGACCAUCUGGUUAAUACUGCGUCUGGUUAAUACUGCGUCUGGUUAACACGAGGUCUGGUUAAUACGGCGUCUGGUCAACACGAGGUCUGGUUAACACUCUCACUCCUGUCCAUCUGAUCCACACGUGACCUCUUUGCCUGGAACAUGCUACCCACUGGGGAACGGAUUUGUGGGGGGACUGGUUCAUUGUUAAUGCGAUUGGAUGAUAAUGUAUCAUGUAAAUGUGAAUGCUUUUUCUCUGCGUAGUCUGGGGGAAUGCUAGAAUCCUGGAUAUCUAACAACACGGCGUCUCUACCUGAUAGUGUAUGGUCCCUCCUCUUGGUGGAAACACGACUGCUAAUAAGCUGAUGAAACCCGGACCCCUACUGGAGACCGAUGGACAAUGUUUCAACCCGGGACUCUGACACCAUGUACGACUGAUUAACUUGUAUUUGCACUGCAACACACACACUUUACUCCAGUAAAAAAAAACGUAGUCCACAC
Messenger RNA from Gadus macrocephalus (Pacific cod), 4508 nucleotides. It is a transcript of the gene map3k9, whose product is annotated as mitogen-activated protein kinase kinase kinase 9. The transcript is spliced from 10 exons. NCBI's taxonomy places the organism in Eukaryota, Metazoa, Chordata, Actinopteri, Gadiformes, Gadidae. Gene Ontology annotation, biological process: protein phosphorylation. Bases 1 to 2304 code for a protein of 767 amino acids. The record is from RefSeq and is a predicted model, not a curated record. Gene Ontology annotation, molecular function: JUN kinase kinase kinase activity; ATP binding.